CUUGCCAGGGAGGUGUGAAGAUCUCAGCCUUAUUCACACCCCAGUGAUAACGAACGACGUCCUUCGGGAAGGCUGCAUUUUGGCACUUGAGGUUUUCUUUGAACUUUCUUUUUCACCCGACCUGUGAACCCAUAAACCUCCGGAGAUCUGCUUCUAUAUAAAAACGCUUUGGCAAAAUCGCUUUCGCAGAAUCUGCCCGUCACCCACCCUGAAUGUCACCCUCGCUGCAUGGACGUCUGGACGUCUGGGGAUAUUUCUGACAUGGACCUGGAGGACGUUACGGCUAAAAUCCUGACUGAGUGGAAGAGCCAUGACAGCACUUUUGGGGAAGAUCAGGACUCGCUUCAGGCUACCUCGCCGGAAUCCUCGUUGGACUCCAUGUGCUCCUCGCCGGAGAUGUGCUACUCCAGCAGGCAUCACCGGGAGAUCAAGGAUUUCUCUUUUGACUUGACGGGACACAGGGCGGCUCCAGCGGCGCAGAAGCAGAGCAAGCCCAAGAUGUCCACCAAAAGACGCAUGAAGGCCAGCGAGAGGGAGAAGAUGCGGAUGAGGAGUCUUGCAGAGGCGCUGCACCAGCUCCGUGACUACCUGCCGCCGGACUACAGCAAAAGAGGCCAACCCUUAACCAAGAUACAAACCCUCAAAUACACCAUCGAAUACAUCAACAAGCUCUCAGACAUCCUGAGCCGCGCGUAACGGACGCAAAAUGGACCACUUUUACGCAUCAGGUUUCUCCUCAUCUGGACAUUUGAUGGAGUUAGUUUUUUAUCCCUGAUGACCAGUGCCACAUCGUUACGAUAACUUAAUCAGCAAAUUUCAUUGAAUAACUAUUUUCCGUCUCUUUUUGCCCUUCUCAUGAUGUAAAUAUUGUUUAGCGGGCACUUGGCAAUUAUUUUUGUAUAUGAGGCUGCCUUUGUUGGAAUUGGAGUUGAGAUGUAUAUGUUGAUGGGUAUGAAAUACAGCCUCACAGAUGAUAAAUCUCUCCAGUGUUCUCAUGUUCCUGUUUGAAUUCAGAGAAACCGCAUCGUACUGGUAUGUUUUAGAACUUGAGUAGCUGUGUGAUAUUUUUAAGUUUUGUUGUGACAAAAACUAUGAAAUAAUUAGUGCUUUUUUUUUUUUUAAAGGACAAGUGAAAUAUUCAAUUCUUCACAUGUUGUCCCAGUUAUUACAUAUAUCAGGCUUGAAAUCCACUGUAUUCACCGUGUGUCAGA
Messenger RNA from Xiphias gladius (swordfish), 1211 nucleotides. RefSeq names its product mesogenin 1 (gene msgn1). Gene Ontology annotation, biological process: regulation of transcription by RNA polymerase II; mesoderm formation. Bases 229 to 696 code for a protein of 155 amino acids. Gene Ontology annotation, cellular component: nucleus. Lineage: Eukaryota; Metazoa; Chordata; Actinopteri; Istiophoriformes; Xiphiidae. The record is from RefSeq and is a predicted model, not a curated record. Gene Ontology annotation, molecular function: protein dimerization activity; RNA polymerase II cis-regulatory region sequence-specific DNA binding; DNA-binding transcription factor activity, RNA polymerase II-specific. The transcript has 2 exons.